AUGUUUGUCGACUUUUGCCGGGUUUCUCGUUCCCAGACGCCGAAGCACAUCCUACUACAAUGCCCGUUGUACAAGGAUCUUCGGAAGCAAUUCUGGGAACGACUGGACAAGAACGAGGUCCAGGUGGGGACCGACUACGACACAAUAGUGUCACACCCGCAGGCCACCCGCUACGUGGCCAAAUUUGUGCAACAGACAGGUCUCCUCCAGCAAUUCCGAUGUAUUGAGCUCGAGGAAGACGACGAACCGCAAGGCCUCGCGGCCAUGGAGCUAGGUGUGGAAGACGAUGGGUACUAG
This is a messenger RNA of Penicillium bovifimosum, 297 nucleotides long. RefSeq lists its product as uncharacterized. NCBI's taxonomy places the organism in Eukaryota, Fungi, Ascomycota, Eurotiomycetes, Eurotiales, Aspergillaceae. The record is from RefSeq and is a predicted model, not a curated record. The transcript has a single exon. Bases 1 to 297 code for a protein of 98 amino acids.